This is a messenger RNA of Rotaria sp. Silwood1, 1237 nucleotides long. NCBI's taxonomy places the organism in Eukaryota, Metazoa, Rotifera, Eurotatoria, Philodinida, Philodinidae. The record is from the annotation of a GenBank genome assembly.
AUGACUUAUUUUUUAAUUGGUGAUUCAAUAACAUUGACAUUAUUGAUUGUACUCAUAUUUAUCUUUGCUUAUUAUGUGUGGGUAAUCUACGACUCAUUUAUUAGUUCAAAAUGGAAAUUUAAUGACCUGAAUUUUAGUUACAAUCUGCGUACAAACAAUAUAUUUCGUCGUCUUGGAAUGCCUGGUCCAGCACCUAUUCCAAUACUCGGUGAAAUGUUUAAUGUUAUGCGAAAGAGCAUGGAAGGUGUUACCGGUAUCAUGGAAUAUGGUCUUACAGGGCUAAAAUAUGAACAAUGGAAAAAUGCUCGAUCCAUCGUUUCACCAGUGUUCUCUACAACAAAACUCAAAGCAAUGUACGGUCUGAUAAAUGAAAUUAGUGACAUGUAUAACAAACGUCUUCUUGAAUAUGCUGAUAAACAAGAAAUAUUCGAUGUCAAAAUACUGAAUGGUCAAUAUACUCUUGAUAAUAUUGCUUCUUGUCUAUUUGUUUUUUCACAUCGAUUAGCUCGUCAUUUGAGUGAGACAGGUUAUUCAAUGGUACCAAGAGAUACUAUGAACUAUUUCACACAAUUAUUUAAUCAAAUAUUAGCACGACGUCGACAAUAUUUAGAAAGACGAAAUGAUUUUAUUCAAAUGAUGAUUGAUCAUGAAGAAGAAGUCAAACAUGAAGAACAAGUCGAGAAGCAAGAACGACAAUCCGAAAUAGUUAAAAAGACUUUGAAUGAUAAAGAAAUACUUGGUCAAGCUCUAGUUUUCUUGGUUGCUGGUUAUGAAACAACAAGUGUAUUAAUAUCAUUCUUUUUCUAUGUCAUGGCAACAGAACCAGUGAUUCAAGAAAAAGUUUAUAAUGAAAUUCGUCAAGAACUUGGAGAUGAUGAAGUUACUUAUGAAAAACUUAGUCAACUUCAAUAUUUGGAUAUGGUUAUUAAUGAAACACUUCGAAUGUAUCCACCGUUUACCAGAUUUGAGCGAGUCGCCUCGAACAAUUACCAACUUGGUAAUUAUGACAUACCGAAAGGUACUAUUAUAAGCGUACCCGUUUAUCCCAUCCAUCAUGAUCCUAAUAUUUGGCCUGAACCGGAAAAAUUCAUACCUGAAAGAUUCUUACCGACAGAAAAAGCUAAACGACAUCCAAUGACAUAUCUUCCAUUUGGUGAUGGACCACGGUAUGGAAUUCAUACUUGUUUAUAUCGGUACCCCUACACUUCGUCCCCUACUUUUCAUCCCGUUACUUUUC